This is a messenger RNA of Suillus plorans, 1161 nucleotides long. RefSeq lists its product as uncharacterized. Gene Ontology annotation, molecular function: ATP binding; nucleic acid binding. The transcript is spliced from 2 exons. The record is from RefSeq and is a predicted model, not a curated record. The coding region runs from base 42 to 743 and encodes 233 amino acids. Lineage: Eukaryota; Fungi; Basidiomycota; Agaricomycetes; Boletales; Suillaceae.
CCAACCACUAUCCUUCAUUUUAGGUCAAUCAUAUACACAUAAUGGACGAAAAUUUGACAUCCUGCUGGCCUCCUGUUCGUAAACGCGCGCGCAGCCCUUCGUCAAGCGCUCGCACCAGUGACGAGGCCAAUCCAACCACACCCAUCCGUUCUGUCAAUACACAUGUCCGCACCCUCAAUUCACGUUCUCCACUCAUCGAUGCUAUCAACCUUACCCCACGCUUCCGCAAUGGAUACGAGGUCAAGCCGCAAACACCCUCCUACAAGCCAUAUGCCCUGUCCUCUCGUGGGCAAAAACGGCAGCGUGCUUUCGACUUUUCGGUUGAAGUCUCGAUAAACCCCCAUUCUCCGCUCACUCCUGAUGAGUGGAGUGCUCUCGCUACUGGUGCUGCCAUCAUUCCAGCAGACUGCUGCCCACGCGACUUCCAGAUUCAAUGCAGCAACAUCGUAAUCGGACGCUCGAAGGAUGUCUGUGUCAUUGCACCGACUGGCCAGGGCAAGUCUUUGCUCUGGGUUCUCCCGCUGCUUGUUCAGAAAUUGGGUGUUUCUCUUGUCAUCACGCCUUAUACGAGCUUAGGUUCGGAGGGCCGAGAUAGGCACUGUGCUCUCGGAAUCCGCUCAGUCUUCAUCAACGCGAACCAGAAGGAUGCUACCACACUGGCUGAUGCUGCACGUGGACUUUAUAGAGUUGUGUUCGCAUGUGUGGAGAUGAUGCCACCACCAGCUAGAAAUAUGUUCGCGUGAUGUUUAAUUGUGCUGUCUUCGGAGGAAAACAAUGUUUCCAAUAGAGUGCGGAGUGAAAAUCGGGAGAGUUGACGAGUCAUGAAUGCAAGCACCUCGAGGCAUUUUUGGUCUGCAUUGAGUCGUUGAGGUCUAUCAUGACCAUCAGUUGGUAUAUAUGAAAAGUCGUCGUCAUCGGACUGUGAAAGCUCGAGAUCCAGAAACGGCACUUGUGGGAGGUCAUGAAAGUCGACACGAGGUGUUAUAGGGGAGGACUCGGACCCAACAGAACUGAUUGCUUCAAUGUCGUCGAGAGAAUCCAGGCGUGAACGAAGUGGGUACAUAUUGCAGCAGCCUAUUUGUAUUGCUUUGAGACAAAAUGAAGAGAGAAAACGGGUUGCUCGACGCCAACGAGGCAGACGUUGGACGUGCGUUAAGAGCG